GAGUACAUGCUGCUAAUUAGUUUAAUCACAUUUUACCCAAUAAUUAAUUAAAAGUCCUGUUUAUAAACGUUGUCGGAAUGUUGGGAGCGCUCAGUGGCCAGCUUUGAUCAGUGGAGCGCAUGGCCCAGCCCAGAUAUUUGCGAGGAUUCCACGACCGUUUACGUAGGCUUUGGAAACUGAUUCGAGAAUACAUCGCACUGCGGUUUUUGUAAUAUUACGGCUGAACUAAAGGAGCAAGAUGAAGCCAUACUUGAUGCACGUCUGUACCGCUGUGGCAUUUUGCGGUAUAUUAUCAGUGGCGCUCGCGGCUCCAAGUGUCAUUAUGGGCACGGAGACAGGGGAGUUGUUGCGCUGCAAGUUCAAGAACGCGAGCGACUGUAAGACUGUGAACCAGCAGACGUCUGGAGUGUCCGCGCUCACCGUGGAGGGAGAGUUUGUCUAUAUAGGGUUGGAGUCCGGCCUGCUGCGCCGCUGCCGCAUCACCAAGCUGGAGAACUGCACCACCUUCCACGACUUCACCACACAGAUAUACGACCUCGCUAUCUCCGGUAUGUUCGUCUACGCUGCGAUCGACGGCGGCAUCACGCGCUGCGGACUGCGCAAGUCCGACGACUGCUCCAGCUUCUACGAAUCAGAAACACCCAUUUACUCCCUCGCCAUCCACAGUGACAAGCUGUAUGCUGGUUCCAGUACCACAACCAUACAAUGCCCACUCCUCGGUACUGACAACUGCACGGUGUAUUUCAGCACGACGUCUGCCGUCAACGCUAUGAGUGCUUUCUCGGAACACUUGUACAUCGGCUUAGAGGAGGGCGGCGUGCAACAGUGUCAACUCAACAACGGCACGGAGUGCUCUAAACUGUUGGAAUCGGAAACGCCAGUCAAAGCGCUAGACAUUUUCGACAACCAGAUACAUAUUAGUUUAGAUAAAGGAGAGAUGUUGCAUUACGAUUUAACGAAGAAUGAGAGCUGCACGGUGAGUAAGAACAUGAGCGUGGUGUCGAGUAUGUUCACCAUCUUCUCGUCGACGGGCGUGAAGGUGCACUACCGAGGGGAGAGCAAGGACUGCGUGUGGCAGUGGAUAUCGUGCCCGCCAUACGUCGUGUACUACGACAUCGAGGCGCGGUCACCCUUGGAACUACACGUGAAGAAUGGUAAGUUGUACACUAGUAAAGGGGACCUGUUUGAUACGGAUCAGGCAGACUUCAGCCACUCGGGGCAGAAGGCGAUAUUCGUGAUGGACCCGUCGGGGCGGAUCUACGCCAGUAACCAGCACCCCAUCCUGCUGCUGCACCACUCGAGCCUCAUGGCAGGCAACCCGGUGGCGGCCGCUGGCGAGCUCAAGGUGGACGAGGGCGUCAUCAGAUCAGUGUCCAGUUGCUCUGGACACUACCGCCCCACACUCGCGCUCACCAAACAAAUCAUCACCUCGCUAAGAAGACAAGGCUACAAUAAAGAUGUGAACAUCCAGAACUGCUUCGGACUUGAUCUGUAUAUAGACUUAGAUUACAAGAAAACCGACUUGUACUACAAGGCGCAGUACGAAAAAUACUCAAGAAAAAUGAAAAGUUUAAACAAAACAAUUGUAUAGGUCAUGGAAAUAAACUGCCAUAAACAUUU
Messenger RNA from Pectinophora gossypiella (pink bollworm), 1620 nucleotides. RefSeq lists its product as uncharacterized. Bases 239 to 1591 code for a protein of 450 amino acids. Gene Ontology annotation, molecular function: protein binding. NCBI's taxonomy places the organism in Eukaryota, Metazoa, Arthropoda, Insecta, Lepidoptera, Gelechiidae. The record is from RefSeq and is a predicted model, not a curated record. The transcript has 2 exons.